GCUGGCCGGGGGCCCAGCACAUAACUCUGGGCCGGCGCAGUCUGGGGCGCAGUCUGGGGCAGCAGACACCCAGCCGCUCGGAGCCCAGCUGGCAGCAUGAAGGCCCUUCUGGCUCUGCCGCUGCUGCUGCUUCUCUGCACUGGCCCCUGCGUCUCCCAGGUCUUGGGGAUCCGGGGAGAUGCUCUGGAGAGGUCGUGCCUACAGCAGCCCCUGGACUGCGACGACAUCUACGCCCAGGGCUACCAGGAGGACGGCGUGUACCUCAUCUACCCCUCGGGCCCCAGCGUGCCUGUGCCCGUCUUCUGUGACAUGACCACCGAGGGUGGCAAGUGGACGGUUUUCCAGAAGAGAUUCAACGGCUCAGUGAGCUUCUUCCGGGGCUGGAACGACUACAAGCUGGGCUUUGGCCGCGCCGAUGGGGAGUACUGGCUGGGGCUGCAGAACCUGCACCUCCUGACACUGAAGCAGAAGUAUGAGCUGCGGGUGGACCUGGAGGACUUCGAGAACAACACGGCCUUCGCCAAGUACGCCGACUUCUCCAUCUCGCCCCACGCGGUCAGCGCCGAGGAGGACGGCUACAGCCUCCACGUGGCGGGCUUCGAGGACGGCGGGGCAGGCGACUCCCUGUCCUACCACAGCGGUCAGAAGUUCUCCACCUUCGACCGGGACCAGGACCUCUUCGUGCAGAACUGCGCGGCCCUCUCGUCGGGCGCCUUCUGGUUCCGCAGCUGCCACUUCGCCAACCUCAACGGCUUCUACCUCGGCGGCUCCCACCUCUCCUACGCCAACGGCAUCAACUGGGCCCAGUGGAAGGGCUUCUACUACUCCCUCAAGCGCACCGAGAUGAAGAUCCGCCGGGCCUGAGGCGCCGGCCCGCCUCGAGACCCCGCCCCCCGCCCUGCCGCCCCGCCUCGCGGCCCCGCCCCCGCCCCGCCCCCCUCAGCGCCCGCCUCUCCCGGGGGCCCUGUGGCUCCAGCCCAACCGCUCCCCUCACACCCUCGACGCCCACCUCUCAGCCGGGCCUGCGCUCCCCUCCACCGGCUACACGUCGGCGGCCUCCCAGACCUCCGGAAGGCACCGCCACCCGGCCUGGACUCGGACCCCGUCCGGAAGGCUGCGGGCCGGUGUCCCACCUUAGCCGGCUUCCCGACUGCGGCCUCCGCCAGGGCCCCGCGCCGGGAGCCCGGCGGCGCAGUCCGACCCACUCGCGGCACACGCCAGGCCACCCGCGUGUGGCCGCCACCGCCACGCCCUAGCAGUCCCGCCAGCCAGCAGAGAAGCUCCCGUCCUUCACCUCCCUCCCAGCGGCGAGCACCACGGGCCCCAACCCCGUCUCACGCUCAGCUUCCCCCGCCUGCCCGUCCCAGGCACCCGAAGCUCGACACCUAAACCGUAUCUCACCCCGGCUACCGCAAGCCACACUAGAACAGCCGCAGCCAAGGUAGGCACAGAUUGUGAGGUCCCCCCACCCGCCCCGGGGGUGCGUCUGACCAUGCGAGGUGGCAGAGGGCAACCUCUGUGGGGCCGGGAGCAAGUGGGGAGUGGAGGUCUUAAUAAACCUCAGGACCUGAAUGAACUGGCCUUGGCUGUUGUGCACGCAGAUACGUUAGCUUGGCCCCCAAGCGCUGGUUCCCCGACUGAUGGCACCCUGCCCUCAACUCCAGAAACACGCCCUGGAGACAGGCACUAAAGGGAACCUUAUAUUUCACAGGCUUCGUUUCGCUGGCAAAAAAAUUUGUGUAAUAAUAAUAAUGUAAUAAUAAUAAUAAUAAAAAUACAAUACUGAAAA
Messenger RNA from Balaenoptera ricei (Rice's whale), 1789 nucleotides. It is a transcript of the gene MFAP4, whose product is annotated as microfibril associated protein 4. The coding region runs from base 97 to 864 and encodes 255 amino acids. NCBI's taxonomy places the organism in Eukaryota, Metazoa, Chordata, Mammalia, Artiodactyla, Balaenopteridae. Gene Ontology annotation, biological process: elastic fiber assembly. The record is from RefSeq and is a predicted model, not a curated record. The transcript is spliced from 6 exons.